AUGAGCAUGAGAAACUACACAUCUGUGACUGAGUUCAUCCUCCUGGGAAUUCCUAACACUCAAGGGCUAGAGGACAUGAUCUUUGCUGUGUUCCUGACUUUCUAUACCUUCUCCUUGCUGGGCAACCUGCUCAUUUUCUUCACCAUUUUGACUUCCUCCAACCUCCACACCCCCAUGUAUUUCUUCCUGGGAAACCUGUCUGUGUUUGAUAUGCUUUUCCCUUCUGUGAAUUCCCCCAAGAUGAUGGUCUUCCUGGUGGGGCAAAGCCGCACCAUCUCUUACCAGGGCUGCGCCUCUCAGGUUUUCUUCUACCACACUUUGGGUGGCACCGAGUGUUUCCUCUACACUGUGAUGGCCUAUGACCGCUUUGUGGCCAUUUGUCGUCCUAUGCGAUACAUGAUCAUCAUGAACCCCAGAGUGUUUACUGGCCUGAUUGUGGGCACAUGGUUGGGAGGCUGUCUCCAUGGGAGUGUCCUCACCUUCCUCACCUUCAGGUUACCCUAUUGUGGCCCCAACAAAGUACAUAGCUUUUUUUGUGAUAUUCCAAUGGUUUUACCCCUGGCCUGUGCAGACACCUCUCUAGCACAGAUGGUGAGUUUCACCAACGUGGGUAUUGUUGCACUCUUGUGUUUUUGCCUUAUCCUCACUUCAUAUACUCGCAUUAUUUUCUCCAUAUUGAAAAUCCACUCCUCAGAAGGCAGACGCAGAGCCUUCUCCACCUGCAGUGCCCACCUGACCUCCAUCCUCUUGGCCUAUGGGCCUGUGAUUCUCGUCUAUCUCAAGCCUGCUUCCAGCCUCUGGCUAGAUGCUGCUGUUCAGGUAUUAAACAAUGUCAUCACUCCUUCCCUCAAUCCUUUGAUUUACUCCUUAAGAAACAAGGAUGUGAAAUUGGCCCUGCACAAGGUGUUAGUACAAGUGACCCACCCUUCUAGAGCAUAA
Molecule: messenger RNA, 939 nt
Organism: Chinchilla lanigera (long-tailed chinchilla)
Lineage: Eukaryota; Metazoa; Chordata; Mammalia; Rodentia; Chinchillidae
Product: putative olfactory receptor 10D4
Exons: 1
Coding region: 1-939 (312 amino acids)
Biological process (GO): G protein-coupled receptor signaling pathway
Cellular component (GO): membrane
Molecular function (GO): G protein-coupled receptor activity; olfactory receptor activity
Source: RefSeq, a predicted model, not a curated record